Messenger RNA from Micropterus salmoides (largemouth bass), 4448 nucleotides. It is a transcript of the gene pcnx4, whose product is annotated as pecanex 4. The record is from RefSeq and is a predicted model, not a curated record. Bases 1 to 3651 code for a protein of 1216 amino acids. The transcript has 10 exons. Gene Ontology annotation, cellular component: membrane. NCBI's taxonomy places the organism in Eukaryota, Metazoa, Chordata, Actinopteri, Centrarchiformes, Centrarchidae.
AUGGUCAGAAUGGGGCCAGAUGUGCCCCUUCUUAAUGAGUACAAGCAGGAGUUCUUCUGGAAGCGUUUCCCACAGACAGUGUUGGGGGGUCCACGCUUCAAGUUGGGCUACUGUGCCCCACCAUAUGUGUAUGUCAAUCAGGCAGUCUUGUUCUUGACACCAUGGCUUUUUGGGGGCAUUGGUACUCUACUCUGCCAGCUGCAGCUGCUUCAGGAGCUCCACGCCACAGUGCUGUCUGGUAUGCUGAUGUUCGGGGCUGCAGUGGGUGUCCAGGCCCUGGCAUUGUAUGCUGCUCGAAGGAGUGGAACAGUGGAGAGACUUGGUGCACCCAACAUCCUGGUUGAUGAAGAGGAAGUGGAAUUCACCCAGUGUGUCAGCCCAGAGACAGUCCGAUUUAUUGCCCCUGGAAAGAGGUUUGGGCUGAAUGUGGUGCUGCAUACAGUGCUAGCUGGAGUGCUCUGUGGCUUUGGGACAUGGUAUGUAUUCCUUGGCAGACUGACUGCUCUCUACGGCAACAUUGGUGUAUCCCUGGUCGUCUUUGUGCUGAGUUGGGUGACACUGUGUAUAGCUGAGUAUUCCCUCAUUGUGAAUACCGCCACAGAGACGGCCACUUUCCAUGCACAGGAUACUUAUGAGAUCACCCCACUCACCCGGCCCCUCUACAUUUUUAUUUUCAUUGCUGUGGACUUGGCUGUUAGGUUCUCAGGCCCAGUCCCUGAUCUCCAACUGGCCAGCCAGGUUCUCCAUGUGCUGUUCCUCUUCCUACCUCUGUUGUGGGCGCUAGGUAUACUGCCUCCCUUGGAUGCCCUGCUCCUCUGGGGCAUGGAGCAGGUGCUCGUGUUUGGCUUAGGAGGCUCGCCCAUGUCCAGCAACCUCAGACUGCUGUCAAUGUUUGGUGCAUCUGCCUGCGUAGCUGUUUGUAAUUACUUCAUCCCGUCAACGCUGGGUGUGGUUUUCUUCUCCAUCUCUAUGGGAUUUCUGAUGAGUCUGGACCUGGGCCAGAUUGGCACACUCUGUAGAGGUCCCAGGGCAUCCUUUGGGGACCGUGGAUUUCGCAGAGGGGGGUCACCACCUCCUCCUCCUAGUUCCUUUGGCUGGAAUCUGGGCUGCAGGGAGCUGCUGUUAUAUUUGAGCCUGCUGCUGGUGGCGAUGACAGAGGCAGGGCUGUUGCAUCACUUCCUUGGUUCAGCUCAGUCCCAGAGCUGGGUUAUGGGACCCCAGGCUCCUGUCAGCUACCUCCUCCUCGUACUCUUCUGCCUCUGCUGGGCCCUCAGAGAGAUCCAGGGGGCCUAUGUAUUUGGAGGGGUGCUCCUCAAUCCCCUGUACCCUAAAGGCAUGUCCAGUGUGCAGACUUUCAAUCAGAGGAACAGAGGAUUAUACGUUGCUGCAGCAAUCAGAAGAGUCCUUCUUUAUCUUGUGUCUCCAUUUGCAAUGAUUGCUUUCCUGUCUAUGGACAAAUCUCUGCAGCUGCUCCACAGUGCUUCUCUCAGUGUGGGAUUCACACGUGCUUUUAGAGUGGUGUGGCAGAGUUCAGAGGAUGCUCUGCUACAAAUGGUGGUGGUGGUCUUAGUGCGGUUUGCAGCUGGAAACAACAUGCUGCCAGGGUGGGACAACCUGGGCACUGGAGUUCAGCUUCUUCUGGUGGGCCUCCUAAUUGACAGACUGACCCAGUUCCUUGCCAAGCUAAAGUUCACCCUGACUGUGUUGGUGACAUCUUGGACAGAGAAGAAGCAGCGCCGUCAGUCAGCUGGAACUCUCUUGGCUGUGAACGCCACCCUAUGCCCACUGCUGCUGGCGGUGGUAACCCUGUCUGCCCUUCUCUCUGCCCCUCUGCUGCCCCUUUUCACCCUGCCUAUCUUCCUGGUGGGGUUCCCCAGGCCUCAGCGCAGUUGGCCAGGCCCCGUAGGUACUGCCUGUCCCUGCCCGGACUCAAUAUUCUACCAGCAGAUGAGCGGAAGUCUGGCCUCUGCUCUGAGGACAGCCUUUGCAAGAGGGUCACUGGGUUCUUUAGCCCCAGGCUCUCAUUUUCUUGGCCGCUUUCAGGACCGUAUGGUUUGGAUAAUGAUCCUGGAGAGAGGAUAUGGCUACUGUACAGUCAACAUUAAGGGUCUGGAGCUACAGGAGACGUCUUGCCACACAGUGGAGGCACGGAGGGUGGACGAGGUGUUCGAGGCCGCCUUUGAGCGCCCUGAGAGGCUUGGCUUCACCCAGGGCUUUAACAUGCACUGGGGGAAUGCCCUCACACCUUGUGCUGCUCUUUCAGUGCGAGUCUACUCGGAUGCCCGAAAUGUGCUUUCUGGCAUCAUCGACUCUCAUGACAACUUGAGGAAACUUCAGGAUGACUUUUUGAAAGCACUGGUCUGGUUGCUCCUCCGAUAUUGUGUGCAGAAGCAUAAAGGAUUUCUAUGGAGCAGUGAAGAGGGGUCAGGGGUUGGAGGCAGGAAGUCUCAGUCUUCGCAGUUGGCCCAGACCACUUGUAACCAGCCACCGGAGGCUGUCAUAGUGGAAUCCAAUGUGUCUUCUCUAAGGUUCAGACAGGACAGCUCCAGUUUGACCUCCUUUGGUGAUUGGUCAGAUGAGGAUGACUUAUUUGGACCACAACCAGCCAGGCGGACAGUGGCAUUAGUAACUGCAGAGGCCCAGCCUGGACAUACAGCGCUGCAGACAGGGGCCUCUCUGCCGGGUUCUGUGGAGAUGGACAGUCUUUUUGAAAAUAUGGCGCUCUCGGCCCUGCAGCCACUCCAGCCUCUGGGUCUGGGCAUCGGGAUGCCAGCAGUGGACAAAGGCCGUAACCCAGAGGUCUUCAGAGAGAGUCCCGGCUCUCUCCCGCAGCUCAACUUCAGCUGCCCCCAGUCGGAGUUAUUCAACCUACCAACAGGCUGGAGGACAGCACCUUUGUUACCAACACGCUUGCUGCAGCUCAGGCCUUUGUUUCCUGAGGACUGGUUUCGGUUCGCCUUGGGGCGCUUUGGGCCUGCUGUGCAGGGCGAGACCUCAGAGGACAUGACCAAGGCCCUGAAGGAGGAUGAAGCCUUGAAAGAAUUGUACGCACAGGUUUCACUUUCAUGUCUCAUCUCACUGGGGGCAGAGACCGCCUUCACGAGUCCCAGUUACGUCUACAGACUCUAUUGUGGAGAUAUACCAUGGACGGAAGGACUUGACUGGCUCUCCUCAAGUAAAGAACUUUACCAGCUCGCGCUUCGUGCUUUCAGGUUCAGUUUCAAGCUGCUGUUUGAUCAAGCAAGCCUAGGGCCCAUUGAGUCCCCUGAGGAAUUGUUCGGCACCUUGGAGGAAUAUGAAAGGAAUUGGUACAUUGGCCUAGUGACAGAAAAAGGUUGGCACGACAGUGUCCUUCAGGAGAAACCCUUCCUAUUCUCUCUAGGGCAUGACCUCGCUAUGGGUACCUACACAGGGCGGGUCCUGUCCCUGCAGGAACAGCUGGUGCAAGUGGGCCGUCUAAAUGGAGAGGGGGUGCGAGGCCAGUGGGCAAACCUUUCCUGGGAGCUCCUCUAUGCUACUAAUGAUGACGAGGAGCGUUACAGCAUCCAGGCUCACCCCUUCAUGCUAAGGAACCUAACUGUUCAGGCAGCUGAUCCCCCUCUAGGAUACCCAAUCUACUCCUCAGCCCCCCUUCACUUCCCCUGCCUCUGACCUGUGGCUUCUUCUGCCCUUUCUGCUGAACAUACUCUGGAGAGGGAAGAGGAUGCUUUUCAGUCGGUACCACCACAGCAAAAUGUCAAUUCCCGAAGUUACUGGUUUCUUGGAAAUUCACAGGGAAAAUAUAGCAAAGUCAAGAGAAAACAUUUGAAAAAACAAUUCAGGAGUUUUGUUUUUGAAAGCACUGACUCGCAUGAUUUCAGAAGAGAGUACUUUGUUUUUCACAUUAAUUUGACUUUUUUUGUGCUUCAUUUCCUGCAGCACAGAGGAAGAAGCAGUGGCAUCACCACUGUACUAUUGUACAUGUUAUAUCUUUUUAACAGAUUUGAACUGACAUUGUGGACUACCUCCUAGAACAGCACAUUAAAUAAAAUUUCCCUUUGAACAUUUGUAUCUUGAAAGAGUCCCCGAUCGGGUUCCAGCACACAAGUUUUGUGGGUUGUUUCUUAAUGUUUGUGCUUAAAACAAAAGUGAAUCAAUUUGCCCGUCUCCCCUCUAGAAGACACUUGCUGCCUCUGGUUUUAAUGUACCUUUUAGAUAAGUUUCAGGCAAUUCCCUUCCUUGUCCUCAAAAAUAGGACAAGAAUUUUAAUGUUUUGUUAAGAUAUCAAGGAUGUGCCUUGUGUAUGUCUUGCUGUAUGUGUAAUGUGUUUAGUGCUGUUGUUUUGUUUACAAUUCACUUGUUUACAAUUUAGAAUGAGUUAAAUGAAUUUUGUCCAUAGUCUCUUGUACAUAUUGUUGACUUUCAUAUGUGUAACUGUAUAUACUUAUAAUAAAAAAAGCUUGGAAGAA